Molecule: messenger RNA, 1481 nt
Organism: Castor canadensis (American beaver)
Lineage: Eukaryota; Metazoa; Chordata; Mammalia; Rodentia; Castoridae
Gene: Ppif
Product: peptidylprolyl isomerase F
Biological process (GO): protein peptidyl-prolyl isomerization; protein folding
Cellular component (GO): cytoplasm
Molecular function (GO): cyclosporin A binding; peptidyl-prolyl cis-trans isomerase activity
Source: RefSeq, a predicted model, not a curated record
CCUAGGCGCGGGGACUUUGCUGUGCGGUUCUCUCUGCCGCCUCGUUCCCGCUUCCCAACAGAUCCGCGAUGCUGGCGCUGCGCUGCGGCCCCCGCCUGCUCGGCUUGCUCCCCAGCCCACGCUCCGCGCCGCUGCGCCUCUCCGCGGCCCGCGCCUGCAGCAGCAGUGGAGCCAGCGAUGCGUCCUCUUCCUCCCCCCGGAACCCUGUGUACCUGGACGUCGGCGCAGACGGGCAGCCGCUCGGCCGCGUGGUGCUGGAGCUGAAGGCAGAUGUCGUCCCCAAAACAGCAGAGAACUUUAGAGCCUUAUGCACUGGUGAGAAGGGUUUCGGCUACAAAGGCUCCACCUUCCACAGGGUGAUCCCAGCCUUCAUGUGCCAGGCAGGUGACUUCACCAACCACAAUGGCACAGGGGGGAAGUCCAUCUACGGGAGCCGCUUUCCUGAUGAGAACUUCACACUGAAGCACGUGGGACCAGGUGUCCUGUCCAUGGCGAAUGCAGGCCCCAACACCAACGGCUCCCAGUUCUUCAUUUGCACCAUAAAGACAGAUUGGCUGGAUGGCAAGCAUGUUGUGUUUGGCCAUGUCAAAGAAGGCAUGGAUGUCGUGAAGAAAAUAGAAUCUUUCGGCUCCAAGAGUGGAAAGACAUCCAAGAAGAUUGUCAUCACAGACUGCGGCCAAUUGAGCUAACUGUGGCCAGGGUGCGAAGAUGGUAGCCACUGUCUGUGUGUUGACUCACCCAUGGGCUCUUAGCAUAGGUGCCCCAAAGGGUCACCUUUGCUCACUCCCUGCCACUGUGUGCCUGAGGAAGGCCACUCAGGAAUGUGCACCUCCACCAGAACCCACCAGUCUGAUUCCUAAUGCCUGCCCUUCCUUGUGACUCUAUUUUUGGGCAUUCAGUGUAUCUCACAGCUCUUGUCAAUCACAGCCUGUGAUUGCCCAGCUCAGGUUCAUGUGUGCCUCAGUGAUACGUUAGCAUCCAAGGAAGGGUUCUGCCUUUCUUGACCAAGUGGGUAGCCAGUUGCUGUUUAAUGAUGUCUUCCUAAUUGCAAUAACUUAAUCAACAACAUUGCCUAGAAAUGAAGCUGUGACACUGACUACAUCGUGCCGUGAGGCCACCUGAGUUGGCGCAGGCCUGAGAACUCCAGAGCCUGGCUUUUGAAACACAACUCAGGCUUUAGUGAAAGUCUGCAAGAGUGAGGCCUUCCUUCUGAUUACUGUGAAUCUCACUGGUUGCUGCUGUCAUUUUUGAGAAGGGACUGAGGGUUAGAGCAGUUGGGCCUGGGAACAAGCCUGCUAACUGUGCCCAGUCAAUGUGAAUUCCUGUGUUGGAAGCUUCUGGAAAAGACUUGUAAGCGCCCUGUGCUCAGGAGGAAUGUGUUUCCUGGUGGGCUUUACUUUUUCUGUGCAUUGAAUAAAUCUAAUCUGAUGAUGUAUAUAAAAGAUUUCUGGAACGUUCAUGUUCACCUUAAAUGUGAUAAU